UAUUUCUGGGUCAAAGUUCUUCUGGCCGGGGUCCUUACAGCGCGGCUUUGCUACAGUGGAGGCGGUGUCUUCAUCAAAACAUACAACUAUUUCCCUUCCGUUCACAUUAUUAACGUCAAACGAUGUCUGGCAGGGAAGGAGGCAAAAAGAAACCGCUAAAGGCUCCCAAAAAACAGGGCAAGGAUCUGGAUGAGGAUGACAUGGCCUUCAAGCAGAAGCAGAAAGAGGAGCAGAAAGCCAUGGAAGCCUUGAAGGCCAAAGCCUCUGGAAAAGGACCUCUCGGGAGCAGCGGCAUCAAGAAAUCAGGCAAGAAGUGAACUUUCCAUAUGACUUCGCUCCCGGCUUCGCUUUCCAUGACUGCAAUGUAUCUUUGCUCAUUGAGACUCUGGUUUUUUGCUCCGAUUAAAAGUUCGCAGUGUUUACCUUUUUUCCCCCCGCAAGUAAAACAUAAUUUGAGAAAACUGAGCUUUGUGUACAGCUUGUAACUCACGGUUUCACACUGAUGCAUUUGUUGUACUAACCCACUGACCAGUGCGUGUAGAUAUGGGAAUAAUCAACUUAAAAAAUCUUCGAAGUUUACAUUUUUAUGGUAUUUUAUUGUAAAUGGAGAGACAUCAAUAAAAUCUUUUGAAAUCAACCCAAAAGUAGUUCACAGUGAAUCACAAAAGUGUUUAUUUUGAGAUACAAAAUGAUUGAAAUGAAUACAGUACAUUGCACGUCAGAAUAAGGAAAACACCUACAGGGGGCAGCAAUCACCAGAAAGUUGUAGAUGUUUAUCAUGGCAUCUUUCUCACAUCCCAGAUACAGUGCUACCUCGGAAAUUGGAAAGGGGGCACAUAGACAUUACCGUCACCCCCGGUUAAAAAGUCCUGAUUUAAGGGCAGUGUGAAAGGAGCUAAAGGUAACAUCUACAGUGUAGCGGCAUAUACUUUUAACAGUAAGGACCUUCAGUCGGUGUUCUUGAAUGUGCCUCAGCAUUCAUGCUGCUUUGGAGAAAAAUGACUAUUAGCCCAGGGGUCGGGAACCUUUUUGGCCAAGAGAGCCACAUAUUUUAAAAUGUAUUUCCAUGAGAGCCUUUUUUUUUUUUUUUAAACAUUCAA
Molecule: messenger RNA, 1100 nt
Organism: Dunckerocampus dactyliophorus (ringed pipefish)
Lineage: Eukaryota; Metazoa; Chordata; Actinopteri; Syngnathiformes; Syngnathidae
Gene: tma7
Product: translation machinery associated 7 homolog
Exons: 4
Coding region: 123-317 (64 amino acids)
Source: RefSeq, a predicted model, not a curated record